AUGGCCAAGAAGAAGGGGAGGCAUCAGCCGACCCCGCCAAAAUCGGUGAAGGAACUCGCAGAUCGGGUACAUAAGCUAGCCAAACAAAACGAGAACACUCCUAUCAGGUCACUUGUCACGUUACAGGAGGACAGUAGCGAGGGCAGCGACGGGCAGAGAACCACCAUGCCCUCACCGACAAAGGAUGAUACCAUGGCCGACAAGGAAAUGGACCAAACAGCCAUGAUAAAAUACAUCUACCAGAAAAUCAGCCUCAUGGAUGGGCUGAACUCCAGGGUCGCUGGCCUGGAAACCAGCGUGUCUGGGCUUGACAACAGGCUCAAGGUGAUGGAGGAGCGGAUCAGCAGCAGCGCCGCAGCGGGAUUCUCCGGGCGACAUGAGGCUGGCAACGACAGCGCAGCGUUCCACGAAGACAAGGUUUUGGCGAGGGUUCCCAAGAAGCUGGUGGAUGAGGACCGACUGAGCGACGUCCUGCACGACAUGGUUCGGCGGCUGCGAAAUGGGGCACGUUACGCUCUCGAUAUCGUCCCGUGGACAGCGAAGCCUGGGGCGAAUGGCAGUACUGCUGCGGGGGGUGUACGCCCCGCGGCAACGGCCGGUGCAGCCUCGGAUGCGCAGCGUAACCGGGCAGGUACCGAUGAGCCAACCGUCCUAGUCGACAUUCUGCUGAAUCCGCAAGUGCGGAAGUCGUUCGUCACCCUAGGAAAGAUCGCGCGUGAACAGCACGGCAUCAUCCUCAUGGACGCGCUCACAAAGACGGGCAAACAGCUGCGCCAGCAACGCAUGGCAACGUUCAUCCACCUGCGUGACGUCAAGAAGGUGCAGCCGAGGUGGGAACGUGGGAACGUGGGAACGUGGUGUGGACAUCACGGUCAUAGACGGACAACGCAGGGUCCCCUUCGAGGGACCCUGGGUGGACGCGCAACCCAGCGGAGCUGGUGGUUCUGCUGGCAUGGCACCGCGCGGCGACCGCCCCUAGGGGGCCGCGAGCCAAGAGACUCGUAA
Messenger RNA from Volvox carteri f. nagariensis, 1005 nucleotides. RefSeq lists its product as uncharacterized. NCBI's taxonomy places the organism in Eukaryota, Viridiplantae, Chlorophyta, Chlorophyceae, Chlamydomonadales, Volvocaceae. Bases 1 to 1005 code for a protein of 334 amino acids. The record is from RefSeq and is a predicted model, not a curated record. The transcript has a single exon.